AAGAGAAGCAGAACAUAGCAGAGAAGGAAGAGGGAGAAGCUGAAAAGAGAAACGUCAAAACUGCAUCUGGACCUCAGUAGCCAGGCAGCGAGUCAGCUGGUUGCUGAGGGGAGUGGCUCUCUGCUCUGCAGCUUCCAGCUGAAUAGUAGUCAGUCAUCCAGUCAUCCAGCCUCUCAGUCAGUCAACAAGUCAGUCAGUCAGUCAGUCACUCGGUCGGUGGAUGUAGAUGCAGGGCUGCUGGUCAGCUGCUCUGGACGGCUUGUAUCUCCCUCAGGAUCUCACACUGUUGAAUCAGCUGAGAAGACACUGAGAGGUUUUUUGCGGGCAUCACUAUGACUGAUGGGGAUUAUGACUACCUUAUAAAGCUCCUGGCCCUGGGGGACUCCGGCGUGGGGAAGACCACCUUCUUGUACCGAUACACAGACAACAAGUUCAACCCCAAGUUCAUCACCACAGUCGGCAUCGACUUCAGGGAAAAGAGAGUGGUGUACACAGCGUCCAACCCCAAUGGGGCAACCACGGGGAAAACCUUCAAGGUUCACCUUCAGCUCUGGGACACGGCUGGACAGGAGAGGUUCCGCAGCCUGACAACGGCGUUCUUCAGGGACGCCAUGGGGUUCCUGCUGAUGUUUGAUCUCACCAGCCAGCAGAGCUUCCUCAAUGUCAGAAACUGGAUGAGCCAGCUACAAGCCAACGCCUACUGUGAGAAUCCAGAUAUAGUGUUGAUAGGAAACAAGGCGGAUCUGGCCGACCAGCGGGAGGUUCAGGAGAAACAGGCCAAGGAGCUGGCUGAUAAAUAUGGGAUUCCGUACUUUGAGACGAGUGCAGCGACCGGAGCGGAGGUGGACAAGGCGGUCAUCACUCUGCUGGACCUGGUCAUGAAGAGGAUGGAGCAGUGCGUCGACAAACCGCCCGCUGAGCCGGCCAACGGGAACGGGACAACAAAGCUCGCCGACGCGCAGCCCAAUGAGAAGAAAUGCGCAUGCUAGAUGAAGAAGGAAACGAGCAGUCGGCGCUCCACUGUCCGUCUGUCCCUUCUACUCGCAUCAUUCCCUCCUUCUUUUACCUUCUCCGUCAUCUUUGAUUGCAUGUGUCUUCAUCUUCUCCUGUUCUUUC
Etheostoma spectabile (orangethroat darter) is the source of this 1116-nucleotide messenger RNA. It is a transcript of the gene rab27b, whose product is annotated as RAB27B, member RAS oncogene family. Lineage: Eukaryota; Metazoa; Chordata; Actinopteri; Perciformes; Percidae. Gene Ontology annotation, molecular function: GTP binding; GTPase activity. The record is from RefSeq and is a predicted model, not a curated record.